AUGACCCGAACAAAAGCUGAUCAUUCAGUAUUCUAUAGGCAUUCAUCUCAUGGCAAAUGUAUCUUUCUAAUUAUUUAUGUUGGUGAUAUUAUCAUCACAGGUGAUGAUCAUGAAGGUAUUAUCCAACUUAAGCAGCAUCUUUCAAGUCAAUUCCAGACUAAGGAUCUGGGCAAACUAAAAUAUUUUCUAGGCAUUGAGGUGGCACAAUCUGGUAGCGGCAUUGUCAUCUCACAAAGGAAGUAUGCCUUGGAUAUUUUGGAAGACACUGGUAUGUUGAACCGCAAACCUAUGGACAGUCCCAUGGAUCCAAAUACUAAACUUGUUCCGGGACAAGGGAAACCUCUAAAAGAUCCAGGAAGAUAUCGGAGACUUGUUGGCAAACUCAACUAUCUUACGAUCACGAGACCUAAUAUCUCAUUUGCAGUAAAUGUGGUUAGCCAGUUUCUCCAGUCACCUUGUGACAGUCAUUGGGAUGCAGCAAUUCGCAUCAUAAGAUAUGUCAAAGGUUCUCCGGGACAAGGUUUAUUGUAUGAAAACAAGGGACAUGCAGACAUUGUUGGGUAUUCUGAUGCAGAUUGGGCAGGUUCUCCCUCUGAUAGACGGUCCACUUCAGGUUAUUGUAUUUUAAUUGGAGGCAACCUAAUAUCCUGGAAAAGUAAAAAGCAAGAUGUGGUGGCUAGGUCAAGCGCAGAGGCAGAAUAUCGGGCUAUGGCAUUGGCUACUUGCGAGCUUAUAUGGCUAAGGCAACUUCUACAGGAGUUAAAGAUCGGAAGGGANCUCCCUCUGAUAGACGGUCCACUUCAUGUUAUUGUAUUUUAA
Nicotiana tabacum (common tobacco) is the source of this 819-nucleotide messenger RNA. Lineage: Eukaryota; Viridiplantae; Streptophyta; Magnoliopsida; Solanales; Solanaceae. The record is from RefSeq and is a predicted model, not a curated record.